Bursaphelenchus xylophilus (pine wood nematode) is the source of this 557-nucleotide messenger RNA. Lineage: Eukaryota; Metazoa; Nematoda; Chromadorea; Rhabditida; Aphelenchoididae. The record is from the annotation of a GenBank genome assembly.
AUGAAAUUUUCGUUAUUGUUACUCUUGAUUAUUGAUUCGUUUGUCGCCUACAAAGAUGACAAGAAGAAAUGCAAAUUUGCGCUUGGUGCAUUGGGAAGAGGAUUUGAGAGUCAUGAAGUUUUAAAGGAUGAAGAGAAAAGAAGAGAGGUGCUGGAUAAAAUCAUUAAACGAAAGAUUGAGACUGUAAGCUAUUCUUGGUUGGAUUUGGAUGCAAAGCCGAUGUAAAGCUCUGUGAGACAUCCUAGAUUUUGCUCUUACACUUUUUUAUUCCCUUUUCACGCAGAAUUAACAAAAAUUUGGUGGAAGUAUGGUUUCUCUGACUGUUUUUCUUUAUCUUUGACAUAAAUCAUGCAAAAUAAUACCUCCCGCUGUAUAUACAUCCUAUCCGUGGAAAUUUGCGAAAAAAGGGUCUCACUUUUCAGUGUCCUCAGACUUACAACAAGCAAUUCUGCGAUUCCAGCCCGUGCAUUCGAGGAGUGGUUGCUUGUUUGGAGGCGCAAAAAACUUCUGAUCAAUAUAUGGACGUUGACAAAUGUUGUGCUGGAUGUGAUGAGUGA